Messenger RNA from Astyanax mexicanus (Mexican tetra), 3057 nucleotides. Its product is annotated as nucleotidyltransferase MB21D2. The record is from RefSeq and is a predicted model, not a curated record. NCBI's taxonomy places the organism in Eukaryota, Metazoa, Chordata, Actinopteri, Characiformes, Acestrorhamphidae. Bases 91 to 1593 code for a protein of 500 amino acids. The transcript has 3 exons.
GUAUAUUUGAGACGCUUAUUGGACCACCGUUUGCUGCUUCACUGUGUUUUUACUUUGGCCGCACCCCUCCCUGAGCCUGCAUUCCGGCGCAUGCGCCGUGCGGCUUCUCGUGUGAUGGCUGCGCGCGCGCUCUCCCCGCGGCCCGGUUCGGCUCCCGGUCCCGGUCUGCUGGACUUUAGGUCGGGCGCGCGCCUGCGGGAUCUGCAGCGGCUCAUAACGGAGCUAAGCGCGCAUGAGCAGCGCGAGCAUGACGACCAGCGCGCGCUGGAGCUUCACACAGCCAAGGACUUCAUCUUCUCUGUGCUGGGCAUGGUGCAGAAGCUGGACCAGAAGCUUCCAGUCGCUAAUGAGUACCUGCUGCUGUCGGGUGGCGUGCGGGAGGGCGUGGUGGACAUGGAACUGGAUGAGAUGAGCGUGUACGCCCGCGGGACUGACUAUGAUGUGGACUACACUCUGCUGGUCCCUGCCCUAAAGUUGCACGACCGCAACCAGCCAGUCACCCUGGACAUGCGGCACUCGGCACCAGGCCACUCAUGGCUUAGUCUGCGGCUCUUUGACGAGUUGCAAGCUAACAUCUCCCUCUUCCACGAGGGAACCGUGGGCAGGUGGAAGGACUGCUGCACGGAGGCUGACCACGAUGUCAGCGAGGUCAACAACUACUUCUUCUCUCCUACUCUGGUUUCUGACUGGUUCCACGAGGCUCUGGGCUCUGUCCUGAGGGAGCUGGGUCGUAAGCCCCAGAGGGGGACACCUCGGGUAGAGAAGCUGGAGCACUGUGGGACGGUCAUCUCCAUCAUCCUGGCCGCGGGUGGGAGUCGGGUCUUGUACGACGUCGUGCCCGUCGUUUCCUUUAAGGGUUGGCCAGCUGUAGCUCAGGGAUGGCUGAUGGAGAAUCACUUCUGGGAUGGCAAGAUCACAGAGGAGGAGGUGAUCAGUGGCUUCUACCUGCUGCCGACCUGCUCACCCACAGGCCGCAAGGAAAACGAGUGGCGACUGUCAUUCGCACGCAGCGAGGUCCAGCUGAAAAAGUGCAUCUCCACUGGCCUGAUGCAGGCGUUCCAGGCCUGCAAGGUCCUGAUCAGCAAGCUGCUGCUGUCACGAACCAAAGCGGUCAGUCCGUACCACCUGCGCUCGCUAAUGCUGUGGGCCUGCGAUCGACUGCCCCAUGCCUACCUGGCUCAGGAGGACCACUCUGCCCACUUCCUGCUGGGUCUGCUGGAUGACCUGCAGCACUGUUUGGUCAAUAAGGCGUGUCCCAACUACUUUAUUCCACAGUGCAACAUGUUGGAGCACCUGAGUGAAUCUGCAGCCAUCCUGCACGCCCGCCGCCUCUCCUCUGUGCGCUCGGACCCGGCGGAGCACCUGCGCAGCGCCAUCCAGCAUGCCGGUGUCUCUGCCAAUUUGCCUCCAGCCACGCCCACUACACCACCUGAUCCCUCUUCUGACCCUGCUUCUGAUGCCACCCAUGACCACAGCCUUGCACAGAAGCUUCAGCAGCUGGUGACGGAGAAUCCCGGGAAAUCCAUCUCUGUCUUCAUUAACCCUGACGACGUCACACGGCCACACUUCCGCAUUGACGACAAGUUCUUCUGAGGCCAUGCCCACACUGUAAUAACUGUGUCACUCAUUGUGUUGUUUGUUAUGCCACACAGAGUCACUGCCUUGCCGGCUGGCUUCACAAUGGUGAAAGUGUUUUCAACCAGCUACAGAUAGUCGGUUUAUUGACUAACAAACCAAAACAGACUGUUUAGAGAAUUCGGGAGCCGAAGUGUGAGAAGUAACUGUGUAAUUUCGAGCUUAAGCAACAACUCAACUAAUGCUGAGCAGACUGUGGAGGAAAGAAUGUACAAUAAAGAAUGUGCUGAAGGAGAACAGAGAGAAAGGAAAAGACAGAGAGAGAGAGAGAGAGAGAAUUGGGCCCAAUCCCAUUUCACCCCUUGGCCCUACCCCUUAGCACUAUCCCUCUACCCUUAUGCAUGUCUAGAUGUAGAGCAUCCUGAUUCUUGUUGGGCUGGAGGGGUAGGUUAGGGGAAGUGUUAAGGCUAUAUGGCUUUUUAGAUGGAUAUUUGAUGCAAGUUGGUGGCACAAGUGACCAAAGAAACUAUAAUAAAGCAAUUUCCUUAUACCCACUAUAUAACUACUAUAUUACUAUAGUUUAAGAUGUAGUUUCAAUGUUUUAUGGUCAAGUCCUUCAUAACAAGCAUGAAACAAUCAAUAGUAGUUUUAGUAGUAGUAAUAGCAGUCACCUCCAUAGCUAGCUAGCAAACUUUCCUGGUUUAUCUUAAAUGGUGCAACAGACGGAAGAUGAAAGCUAAUAAAAGCUACCCUCUUAGGUGGGAUACACAAGAGAAAUGGGAUUGGGCCCUCACUUGCACUCAAGCGCAAGUACUGCUGUAGGUGGUUAGGCUGUCUGUGUGUGUAAGAAUGAAAGAUGAAAGUAUGUUAUUACAUUAGCUGCAUUGCACACAGAUAUUAGAAUGUAUUCAUUAUAUAUUAUUGCUGUGAGACCAAAACAUCGUAACUUCUUUGUAACAUUUCUGUUCAUUAAUGUCCAUCUGUUUCUCUAGCCACAUAUACAAAUCAUACAAACCAUUUCACCUGUGUUAGAAUUCACAUCCUAAUUCACUGGGCUUUAAUUAAUGUAGUUUCUGAGUAAGUGUGUCGAGUUCACCUCUGUGUAAAUACCUCUGUGCAUAAAAGGCCCCGCCCACUUCACUUAAGCGGACCAAUCAGCUGCCUGCUGAAAGAUGACUGUCAGCCAUCAAUCACAGCGCUCUAAUUCUGGCACUUCUGACACUCCCAGAUGAGCCCUCAGCACCUACAGGGACCAAUCACACUGCCUUAUUGCCCAUGCCAGCCAAUCAGAGUGGGGCUUGUUUAUAUCUGAGUGUGUGUGUGUGUAUAUGUGUAUAUGUUUGUGUGUGUGUGUGUGUGUGUGUUAGAAGAACACUACAGUUUGUGUGUGUAUAUAUAUAUAUAUAUCACUGUUAUGAUGCUGCACCGUGUGUUUCACUGCUUUGUUUGAUUAAUAAAUUUGUACUGCAAGACAACAAUUCA